Messenger RNA from Rhopilema esculentum, 2191 nucleotides. Lineage: Eukaryota; Metazoa; Cnidaria; Scyphozoa; Rhizostomeae; Rhizostomatidae. The record is from RefSeq and is a predicted model, not a curated record.
AGGCAGCCUCACGUUGAUAUGAUAGUAUCUAUGGUAACGGAUUCUUUAAACAUGGCUGCCAAAAGGGCAAUGAAGUUCUCGAUUGAGUUUACCAAGUUAAUUUAUAGCACCAUGAAUUUUACAAGAUUGAAUGGAUAUCGUCAUACUACAAUGAAAUUAGAUUAGGAUCAAGCCAGAAAUGCCACCAAAGAAAAAAGGGCAGAAAAAAGGAUUGAAAGAGAAGAAGCGGGAAGAGGAGAAAUUAAAGAUUGCAAUUCUUUUGAAAGAGCUUAGAAAUAAUUAUGAAUCAAAAUGUGCUACAGUGCACUCAUUGUGCCACCAGGAUGUUAUAAAGCAAAUGAGGAGGUAUGCAGAUGAAGGACAGCUUCUUUCCAAGAUAAUUUUGACAAAUGGUCCUGCAGAUGAAGAGCUCAAAGUAAAGUUGUCACCAGUAAUUGCAGCGAUUCGUAGCAUAAGAUACCUUCAUUUGAAGGAGAUGUUUAUUUGGGAGAUAACUGUGAAGUAUGAAGACCUUUUAGCAUUGAGCAAUUUCUUUCAGCAGCCAAUGUACUCUUUAAGUUACCUUGAGCUUGUUGAUUGCAAGAUUGAUGGCUUCUCUUUGGAGAGUUUCAAGGACUGUCUCACAACCUGUAGCCUGUCUGCUCUUGUGCUGGAUUACAACGAAUUUGGUGACCAAGGUUGCGCAGCCAUAUGUGCUGGUCUUGUUGGAAACAAAUCACUGACAAAACUGAGCUUGAAAUUCUGCAAUCUUUCAUCUGAAUCUGGCUCCAGUCUCGGUAAAGCUGUUAGUGAGAGUGCAGUCAGCGAGCUUUAUCUAGAUGGAAACAAACUGGAAUGUGAAGGAUUGGUUGAACUCAUCCGGUUGCUAGUUGAUAAGUCCGAACAAGAAGCAAGGGAAAGGAAAGAGAAUGAAAGAAACCAGGCUUCUUCCUCUGAAACCGGUGGGCAAAGGUUCCUUGGCGUCCCAACAAGUAUGUCUAAAAUCAGAAGCAGCAGUGCCUUAUCCACGAAAAGCAAUAUAAGCGUAAAACCUAUCUCUUCUACUACCAGUACUGGUAGAAAGUCGGCGAAGAAAAAAAGGAAGAAAUCUCCCAAAAAGAAAGCGCCGCCACCGCCGCCGAAAGUAGGUCCCUGGCUAACAAAGCUCCAUGUAAUGGACAACUGCAUCGAUUCUCACGGUAUUGCCUUGAAGUAUGGCCCCGUUUUGACAAUGAGGCUUCUAAGAAGGUGGAUCUCCACGUCAGCUGAUCUUAAAGAGUUAGACAUUGAUGAUAAUCUUAUCGGAGAUCUUGGAGGGAGGGAGAUUUUGGGGGGCUUACAAGACCGCAAGGAAGCUGGUCUUUCAAAUCUAACGGUCUGGGUUACACAUCGAAUGCAUCCGGAUACAUUCAACAAGAUUCUCACCUUGGGAACUGCAGGAAAAAAGAAGAAAAAAAGAGGCAAAGGGAAAGGAAAGCCAGGCAAGCGAAAAGUAUAAAGUGUUAAGAUCAGCCAAGUCAUUGUCAUUCGAAACAAACUGAGAUGUUUUUUGGUCAUCAUACCGCAAAUGACAAUUGAUUAUUGUUUUAUGUAGCUAUUCGUGAUAUUUUUAUUUAGUACAUAGUAAAACGUAAGGAGUAAAAUAAUCAAAAAUUGUAUAUUUUUGAAUUGAUGCUAAUAUGUUUUGUAUUUAAGAUGUUUUCAUAAAUAAGGUUUAUUAUCGUUGCCAUAUUAUAUAAAUUCGCCGCAACAACAGGUGUUACUUUUAGUAAUAAAUGUAGAAAACACGUAAAUCAAAUGAGUUUAGAUCUUUUAUAAGCGUUUAAAUACCUUAUUUCACAACAUAUUGCUUCAAAUUCCUUUGGACCACAAUGCAGAAAAGAUAUGGUUAAUAUUCAUAUUGUAGCUCUUGAAUUAUAGCUGGUGCAUGAAAGUUUUAAAGCCAAUUAUUUUAUGUUAGUUAUGUAUACUCUUAGGUACAUGAGGUGCCUUUUUGAUUCUUUUCUAACCCAAAGAGCGUUUUAUCUUCUCAAUUGGUGAAAAAUUUGAUAAAAAUAGGAAGAUCUUUAGGAAGAAUAGGAAGAAUAGGAAGAUUGGUAUUAUUUAGAAUAAGGUUUCAUUCAAAAAUAUUUCUUUGGAAAGGCUUUAAUCAUCCCUUAAAUCAGUUCUGAGAUUGUCGUGGGUAAUCUUCAAUCUAUGUAGGAGUUACAAU